Molecule: messenger RNA, 408 nt
Organism: Staurois parvus
Lineage: Eukaryota; Metazoa; Chordata; Amphibia; Anura; Ranidae
Source: the annotation of a GenBank genome assembly
AUGUACACACAGACACAUGUACGUACAUACACACACACAUAUACAUACACACACACACAUGUACACACACACAUACAUGUACAUACACGCAGACACAUGUACAGAUACACACAUGUACAUACACACACAAACACAGCCCUAUAAAAAGUUGCAGUACUUCGUCGUUCACUCACAAAGCCGGGUACUGAACUCUAGGUGGAGGCAGAGAGCACAGCGCACACUCCUUCCUUUGCUUUCACUGCGCUCAGCUAUUGAGCAGUUUGACGGCUCCCAGUGCCAAUGACAGAUCUGGCCUGAGCUCUGAGCCUGCUCAGCAAGACAGCCCUGGGGGACACACUCGUCCCCACCAUAACUUCCACUCGCCAUUGGCAUGCAGGCGAGUGGAAAUUUCAAGGCCUGCUCUAUAGC